AAUGAAGAAGUACUUGACCUGUUCGAUUCAACACGUGAUAUUGAUUCAAAGAACAAAAAGUCAAAUAUCAAAAUCCAUGAAGAUUCAGCAGGAGGAAUAUAUACAGUGGGAGUCACAACACGGACUGUGAACGCAGAAUCAGAGCCAAACAGUCAUGAUAGCUUGUAUAAGCCCUUCCGACAGAGACUUCAUGGAAACGUUGAACACCUUAAAGUAUGCCAACCGAGCAAGAAAUAUCAAGAAUAAAGUGAUGGUUAAUCAGGACAGGGCUAGUCAGCAGAUCAAUGCUCUGCGGAGUGAGAUAACUCGAUUGCAGUUGGAACUCAUGGAAUAUAAAACGAGCUAAGCUACUCGAAAGCGAAGCAGUGAAUGAAAACCUUCGGCGCAACUUGUCAAGAGCUUCAACAAGGUCAACAUUCUAUGGUGGAUCCUCAGCAUUUUCUGCUUCGAUGCUUCCCUCUGAUAAGGAGACGAUUGAAAUCCUGGAUAUGGCUAAAAAAGAUUUAGAAAAACUGAAGAAGAAAGAAAAGAAGAAGAAAAAGAGUUCUAUUAAAGAAGAAAACACAGAUAAUGAGCAGGAGAAAAAAGAUGAAAAGGGCAUUUCUGAAAGAGAAAACAAUGACCUAGAAGCAGAAGAUGGGCGUGAACAAAGCGAUAAUGAGGAUGACGACGAAGAAGAUGAUGAUGAUGAAGAUUUGGAGGUGGUUGAAAGUUCAGAUGAAUCAGAUUCUGAUUCUGAUGAAAAAGUGAAUUAUCAGGCAGAUUUAGCAAAUAUUACAUGUGAAAUUGCCAUAAAACAGAAGCUCAUUGACGAACUAGAAAAUAGCCAACGAAGGCUUCAGACUUUGAAAAGGCAGUAUGAAGAAAAGCUAAUGAUGUUGCAGCAUAAAAUUCGAGAUACACAGCUUGAAAGAGACCAGGUGCUUCAGAAUAUGGGUUCGUUUGAUGAAACAAAUGAAAGAAGAACAAGAGAAAGCCAGGAUGAAUGAAUCUAGGAGAAACAAAGAGAUUGCACAGCUUAGAAAAGAACAGAGGAAACGAGAGCAUCAGCUAAAACUUCUGGAAUCCCAAAAGAGGAAUCAGGAAAUUAUUCUACGCCGCAGGACUGAAGAGGUUACAGCUCUUCGUAGACAAGCCAAACCUAUAUCUGAUAAAGUGUCCGGGAGAGUGAGUCGGAAGCUGAGUCUACCUGAGCACUCAAAUCAAGAAGCUUCAUCCUCAGUAGACAGUGAUGGAUCAAAAGGGAUCCCGCAACAGAAGAUGAGAAUACCAGUAGCAAGAGUCCAGGCAUUGCCAGCAACCAAUGGAACCAAGAGCAAAUAUCAAAGGAAAGCUAUGACUUCAAGAGUUUACACUUCCAAGAAUGCAAGAAUGAAAUGGCAGUUACUUGAACGGAGAUUAACAGAGAUUAUUAUGCAGAAGAUGACCAUAUCUAAUAUGGAAAGCGAUAUGAAUAGAUUAUUGAAGCAACGUGAAGAACUUACCAAAAGGAAAGAAAAGGUUUCCAGGAGAAGGGAGAGAAUAAUCAAAGAGGGUAUCCCAGAUACUGAUAAAACCAUCCAUAAUAUCAAUGAAGAGAUGGAGUCGCUAAUGGCCAAUAUAGAUUACAUCAAUGAUAGUAUUUCUGACUGCCAAGCAAAUAUCAUGCAAAUGGAAGAAGCUAAGGAGGAAGGAGACACUUUAGAUGUUACAGCUGUUAUUAACGCCUGUACUCUGACUGAAGCUCGUUAUUUACUUGAUCAUUUCCUUACUAUGGGCAUUAAUAAGGGUCUCCAAGCAGCUCAAAAAGAGGCGCAGAUCAAAGUUCUUGAAGGACGCCUUAAGCAAACGGAAAUCACCACUACUACCCAAAACCAACUCUUAUUUCACAUGUUGAAAGAGAAAGCAGAAUUAAAUCCUGAACUAGAUGCUUUACUGGGCCACGCAUUACAAGACCUAGAUAGCAUACCAUUGGAAAACGUGGAAGACAGUACUGAUGAAGAUGCUCCUUUGAAUAGCCCCGGGGCUGAAGGAAGUUCUUUAUCUUCAGAUCUUAUGAAACUUUGUAGUGAAGUCAAGCCUAAAAAUAAGGCACGCCGUCGGACAACAACCCAGAUGGAACUGCUUUAUGCUGAUAGUGGUGAUUUAACAUCAGAUGUCAGUGCUGGAGAGUCGGCUGUGUCGAGUCCCCUUACAUUGGUUGCAGAAGCUCAAGAAAGUGGCAUGGAUUUGGACACGAAAGAACCUUCUGCCAGAGACAGAGAGGCCCUUUUGUUGCAGUCACCCUUGUCUUCUAAGGCUGCCAGCAUGUCCAAACAAUUAUCAUCUCCAACAGACAAAAAAAUACCAGAACCUUCACCUGGAUCAAAGAGAAAAAACUAUGAUAAAUCUGUAGAUAAGGCAAAGUCAAAAGAACAAAAACACUCAGAUUCUGGAACUUCAGAGGCUAGUCUCUCACCUCCUCCUUCCCCACCAAGCCGGCCCCGUAAUGAACUGAAUGUUUUUAACCGUCUUACUGUUUCUCAGGGAAGCCCAUCAGUUCAGAAGGAUAAGUCUGAUGAAAGUGAUUCUUCUCUGUCGGAGGUACACAGAGGCAUAAUCAACCCAGUUACUUCAAAAUGUAUCCGACCCUCCCCAGUUCAGUGUAUCUAUAUUGCUGAAGGUCACAUGAAGGCUGUGCUUUGUGUUGAUUCUACCGAUGAUCUUCUCUUCACUGGAUCAAAAGAUCGCACUUGUAAAGUAUGGAAUUUGGUUACCGGACAGGAAAUCAUGUCUCUGAGUGGUCACCCUAACAAUGUUGUAUCUGUAAAAUACUGUAAUUAUACUAGUUUGGUGUUCACAGUCUCAACAUCUUAUAUUAAGGUGUGGGACAUCCGCGAUUCUGCUAAAUGUAUCCGAACACUAACAUCUUCAGGCCAGACAAUGCCAGGGGAUGCUUGCUCUGGAAAUACCAAUAGAACUGUUACAAUUCCAGCUGGUGAGAACCAGAUCAAUCAGAUUGCCUUAAAUCCAACAGGCACUUUUCUAUAUGCAGCUGCAGGAAACGUGGUCAGAAUGUGGGACCUGAAGAGCAAGUUCCUAAUGCUCACAAGGAUUGGGUUUGCGCUCUUGGUGUUGUUCCUGAUUCCUCCGUGCUGUUGAGCGGCUGCCGAGGAGGCAUUCUGAAGCUCUGGAAUGGAGACACAUUUGCCCCAAUCAGUGAACUAAAAGGACACGAUAGUCCUAUUAAUGCCAUCUGCUCCAAUUCCAGCCAGAUUUUUACUGCAUCUGA
Molecule: messenger RNA, 3250 nt
Organism: Thamnophis sirtalis
Lineage: Eukaryota; Metazoa; Chordata; Lepidosauria; Squamata; Natricidae
Source: RefSeq, a predicted model, not a curated record